GGACGCCGGCGUCUGCGGGAUGCAGCACCGAGGCUUCCUCCUCCUCGCCGUCCUCGCCCUGCUGGCGCUCACCUCCGCGGGGACCAAGAAAAAAGACAAGGUGAGGAAGGGCGGCCCGGGGAGCGAGUGCGCGGAGUGGACUUGGGGGCCCUGCACCCCCAGCAGCAAGGACUGCGGCGUGGGUUUCCGCGAGGGCACCUGCGGGGCCCAGACUCAGCGCAUCCGGUGCAGGGUGCCCUGCAACUGGAAGAAGGAGUUUGGAGCCGACUGCAAGUACAAGUUCGAAAGCUGGGGGGCGUGUGAUGGGAGCACAGGCACCAAAGCCCGCCAAGGCACCCUGAAGAAGGCGCGCUACAAUGCCCAGUGCCAGGAGACCAUUCGCGUGACCAAGCCGUGCAGCCCCAAGACCAAAGCCAAGGCCAAAGCCAAGAAAGGGAAGGGGAAGGACUAGAAGCGGGACCUGGAUGCUAACCUGGCCCGCGCCUCCCCCACCCCCUACAGGCCCAGGAUGUAACCUACCAGUGCCUUUUGUCACUUGCUAGCUUUAUCAAUCAUGCCCUGCCUCUCCCCUCUCACUCCCCACCCCACCCCCAAGUGCCCAAAGUGGGAAGGGACAAGGGAUUCUGGGAAGCUUGAGCCUCCCCCAGAGGGAUUUGAGUCCCACCCAGUACCCCCGAAACAAAGAAAAUAAACCGACUUUUUUCCCAAUAAAA
Molecule: messenger RNA, 713 nt
Organism: Galeopterus variegatus (Sunda flying lemur)
Lineage: Eukaryota; Metazoa; Chordata; Mammalia; Dermoptera; Cynocephalidae
Gene: MDK
Product: midkine (neurite growth-promoting factor 2)
Exons: 5
Coding region: 20-451 (143 amino acids)
Molecular function (GO): growth factor activity
Source: RefSeq, a predicted model, not a curated record